UAUCUUCAUGUCCAUCAAUAAAUAAUUGAAAAAAAACAAGUUUUUGCGGUUCUGGUUACUAUUUAUGUUGUGCUACCGACUCUGUUGUCCGAAUAUUUUUUAUUUAACAUAAUCUUCACAUUCUAACGUAACAUAUUCUUUGUUUUAAUCAGUAGUAAUAAUUACCUUAUAUCAAUGGCUCUACAACAAAACUAGCUCAGUAAAUUGUAUCUGAAGAAUUGGAAAUUUCAACUUUUAAUUAAAAAUGGAAGAAGUCGAUUCUAUCAUUUUACACUUCCUUCGUCAGUUAUUUAUAAACAUUGAUGAUGAUAUCAAGAAUAUUUGUGAUCUACCAGUAGAAGGAAUAAUAGAAUCGGCUGCAAAAUGUAUAGCUGCCAUCAAUCAAAACAUUAAGGUGCCAGGUAAAUUACCUACAGGACUAUCACAAAGAAUUGAAGUUGCUGCACAAAUAGCAUCAAUUUGCAAGGAUUUGGGUUAUCAGAAUGAUGUUGGAUACCAAACGUUCCUCUAUCAUAAUGAAACAGAAUUAAGGCAGGUGUUUAUGUUCCUGAUAGAAAAACUCCCAAGUGAAGAUAAAAAACCAACAAUAAAAGUUUACCCUUCAAACAAAAAGCAUAAACUAUUCCAAGAAAUAAGUAGUAAAAUUGCAGAAGACCUAAACACUAUUUGGAUUCCACCAUGCUGUAAACCCAGUGUUCAUAGCACUUUAGGAGAUUAUAUAUGUAAACGAGAUAAAUCUCUAGACUCCAAAUUAGAUACUGAGGAAAUGGCUAGAAAGCUAUCAAAGAUCUCUGAAAUUAGGAAUGCAAAAGUAAUAUUUAAAUCUGCUAUGGAUACACAAAGUGUUGAGAAAAACAAUAGUCAAGAUGAUGUAAAACAAUAUGAGUCUGAUAAAACUUUGAAAGAAUUGAAAGAAACAGCAAUAUUACUACGGCAAAAGUUAGACACAUUGCAAAGUGAAAGAAACGUAAUGGAUGUGGAAUAUUCACAGGCAUUAAAAAAUUGUGACCGAGCUGAAUUAGACUUAAAAAAUAUACAAAAUAUUCUUUGUAGUGCUGGUAUAGCAGAAAUUGAAUCUGACAGCAUAGAUAACAUUUAUGAAAAAGUUCAUGAAAACAUAGGUAUGUUAAACAGAAAAAGUGAAGACCUGACCUCCAAGAAUCUAUCAUUAAAGGUUGAAAUUUCUAAGUUUAAGGCAAACAAUACUUUAAAUGAAUCUGAAAGAAGUAAAUGCAGAAAAAUAUUUAUGAAUCUAAAGGAAACAGCCAAAGGUAUGAAAGAGGAAUGUGAUAAGAAAGAAGAAUUUAGAAAUCAAUUAAAAAAUAAAUAUGAAAAACUGAGAGGGGGCAACAAAAGGCAUAUUUAUACAAAACGAAUAUUAGAAAUCAUAGGCAAUGUUGUAAAGCAAAAUGCUGAAAUUAAGAAAAUCUUGGAAGACACCAGACAACUACAAAAGGAAAUUAAUACUCUUGAAGGACAACUGGAUAGAUGUUUUUCAAUUGCUGAUGAGACACUAUUCAAAGAUGCUAAAAGGGAUGAUCAAGCUAAAAAAGCUUAUAAGCUAUUAGCGUUGUUACAUUCAGAAUGUAACACAAUAGUGACAUUAGUCAAUGAUACUGGUAUUUUAUCCAGGGAUAUAAUCGAUUUAGAGGAUAACAUAAAAGCAGAAAAGUCAAAGAGGACUGAAGAUAUUCUGCAGAAAAUACAAUUAGAUCUUUCAAAACUGCAAAAUGAAUCUUAUUAAUUUCUUGAAUUACACUGAUUUACUAAGAGGAUAAUAUGUAAUCACAAAAUGGAAGAUAUUCUUCAGCUACAUCAUCAAGAAAUUCAACACCACUCCGAAAAACUUUUUACUGACAUAAAUAAUAUUGAUAAA
This is a messenger RNA of Pararge aegeria (speckled wood butterfly), 1876 nucleotides long. Its product is annotated as coiled-coil domain-containing protein 22. The record is from RefSeq and is a predicted model, not a curated record. Bases 245 to 1744 code for a protein of 499 amino acids. Gene Ontology annotation, biological process: positive regulation of ubiquitin-dependent protein catabolic process. The transcript has 8 exons. Gene Ontology annotation, molecular function: cullin family protein binding. Lineage: Eukaryota; Metazoa; Arthropoda; Insecta; Lepidoptera; Nymphalidae.